Messenger RNA from Mesorhabditis belari, 423 nucleotides. NCBI's taxonomy places the organism in Eukaryota, Metazoa, Nematoda, Chromadorea, Rhabditida, Rhabditidae. The record is from the annotation of a GenBank genome assembly.
AUGAGCGUUUUAAAAUUGGCUUUGAUUUUCUUGACGCUUGUUCCAACGCUGGCUACGCGAAAAUGCUGGUCGGAUUCGAGCACAGAUGAGCAUCACACGAAUUCGAAAAAAGAAAUCACGUGCUCGUGUGGUGACUAUUGCUACAAGUGGAAGAGUCCGAUCGGUAUUUACACGUGGGGAUGCUCGUGUUCGGCUGCUGGCGAAAUGUGUCCGCGUAAGAGUCAAACGUGUAGUUGUGGAAAAGGUUGCGCGAAAUACUACAAUGUGGAUCAACAACAAUGGUAUUGGGGUUGCUCAUGUUUCUACGACUAUAAUCAACAAAAAGAUGUGGAAUAUUGUCCGAAUGGGAAUCCAAUUCGUGAUCAAAUGUACUGUUGUAGCAAGGAUUUGUGCAACUCGACAACACCGAAGCUCGGCUUUCUU